Nymphaea colorata (pocket water lily) is the source of this 1497-nucleotide messenger RNA. Its product is annotated as phospho-2-dehydro-3-deoxyheptonate aldolase 1, chloroplastic-like. Gene Ontology annotation, molecular function: 3-deoxy-7-phosphoheptulonate synthase activity. The record is from RefSeq and is a predicted model, not a curated record. The transcript has 5 exons. Bases 1 to 1497 code for a protein of 498 amino acids. Gene Ontology annotation, biological process: aromatic amino acid biosynthetic process. NCBI's taxonomy places the organism in Eukaryota, Viridiplantae, Streptophyta, Magnoliopsida, Nymphaeales, Nymphaeaceae.
AUGGCGGUUUCUGCAAAUUGGUACUUCAUGCCUCCAAGUAGAAGAAUCCGGUCGAAUUCUGGUGUCCUGGUUCGUGCUGUGGGCUCGGCGGAGCCGUUGAAGCCGGGCGAGACAGUGGGACACCGGGGGGAAUGGGCGAUCAAUAGCUGGAAGAAGAAGACGGUGCUGCAGAUCCCACAGUACCCAAACAGGGCGGAGAUGGAGGAGGUGAUCAAGCGGAUCGAGGGGUUUCCGCCGCUGGUCUUUGCGGGUGAGGCGAGGAAGCUCGAGGAGCGGCUGGCGGAGGCGGCGGUCGGCCGGGCGUUCCUACUGCAGGGAGGGGACUGUGCGGAGAGCUUCAAGGAGUUCGGCAGCGAUAACAUCAGGGACACCUUCAGGGUCAUCCUUCAGAUGAGUGUCGUCCUCAUGUUCGGUGGCCAAAUGCCAGUCAUCAAGGUGGGGAGAAUUGCUGGUCAAUUUGCGAAGCCAAGAUCGACCACGAAGGAGACGAGGGAUGGGGUGGAGCUACCCAUCUACCAGGGAGACAACAUUAAUGGCGACGCCUUUGAUCUCAAGUCUAGGACGCCCGACCCCCAGAGGAUGAUCCAAGCCUACAGCCAGUCCGUAAGCACCAUGAACCUUCUCAGAGCAUUCGCUACCGGAGGAUACGCUGCCAUGCAGAGAGUCACACAGUGGAACCUCGGCUUUGCUGAGCAUAGCGUGCAAGGGGAAAGAUAUAAGGAGCUAGCGCAGAGGGUUGAUGAGGCAGUGGGAUUCAUGGAAGCUGCUGGUCUGACUGUGGGUCACCCCAUAAUGGCAAGUACCGAUUUCUGGACCUCACACGAGUGCCUUCUUCUGCCCUACGAGCAGGCGCUCACAAGGCAGGACUCCACCUCUGGGCUCUUCUAUGGCUGCUCCGCUCAUUUCCUCUGGAUUGGGGAGAGGACGAGACAGUUGGAUGGUGCUCAUGUUGAGUUCCUUCGUGGUGUCGCCAAUCCUCUUGGCAUAAAGGUGAGUGAUAAGAUGGACCCAAGGGAGCUUGUGAAGCUCUGUGAGAUUCUGAACCCACACAACAAGCCAGGAAGGCUGACCAUAAUCACCAGAAUGGGUGCCGAAAACAUGCGAGUCAUGCUUCCCCGUCUUAUAAGAGCUGUGCGCCAGGCAGGUCUCAUAGUCACCUGGGUCAGUGAUCCUGUUCACGGAAACACAAUGAAGGCACCAUCCGGUCUAAAAACAAGAUCUUUUGAUGCAAUCAUGGCGGAAAUCCGUGCCUUCUUUGAUGUGCAUGAGCAAGAGGGGAGCCACCCUGGGGGUGUGCAUUUGGAGAUGACAGGGCAAAAUGUCACAGAGUGUGUUGGGGGAUCAAAGGCCAUAACCUAUGAUGACUUGAGCUCUAGAUACCACACCAACUGUGAUCCCAGACUCAAUGCAUCUCAGUCUCUGGAGCUAGCAUUCUUAAUUGCUGAGAAGUUGAGGAAGAGAAGGAUCGUGUUUGGCCUUGGUUCUCUUUUGAACUGA